CCUCUCUUUGUAUGGGGUUGGGCUUUUGACUCUCCUUUCCUUCUGUUAUAUAUAUGUAUAUAUAGACGCCUACUCACCUCCCCCACCUUGCUUCCUCCAACCCCAUCUCUCGAUUUUCUCUGUUUCACAUCAACUUCUCCCUCUGGUGGUGGUGGAGGAAGAUGGAAGCUCAAGACGAAUACGCUCAUAUUGUUAAGGGAAAGCGCACCAAGCGUCUCAGGCCCCACUCUCCCCUCCCUUUUCCCAUCCCUACUAAUUCUUCCACCGCUGAGGGAGGUGAUAGCAGUGGUGGCGAUGAUUCUAAUCUUAUGCAUAUCAUCACCAACUCCAAUUCCGCCUCAUCUCCUGCCAAUUCCUUUGACUUGUUUCAACAAGACAGCUCCGAGGAGGAUGAAGACUUGGCCAAUUGCCUGAUUCUCCUGGCUCAAGGUCAAUCACGGGAGGAGUCCAAGGUGGAAAACGGAGGUGGAAGUGUGGCAGCCGUGGCCACUGCCACUGCCACGGCAAAGGCGGGUUUCUACGCCUAUGAGUGCAAGACUUGCAACCGGACUUUCCCGUCGUUCCAGGCGCUGGGAGGGCACAGGGCGAGUCACAAGAAGCCCAAGGCGUUCAUGGAAGAGAAAAAGAUUUUCGGGUUUUUGGAUGAGGAAGAAUCGCAGUUGAAGCCUCUCACACUACAAUUGAGCAGCAGAGCUUUUAACAGCAGCAGCAGCAAGUCAAGGAUCCACGAGUGCUCCAUCUGCGGGGCGGAGUUCACGUCGGGGCAGGCCUUGGGAGGGCACAUGAGGCGGCACAGAGCCCCCAUCCCCAUCCCCUCCACCAACACAACCCUCUCCCUAAACCCACUCCCCGGCUGCUUGGAGCCUGAGCAAGCCAAGAGGCAAAGAACUCUACUCUCACUGGAUUUGGAUCUCAACCUUCCAGCUCCAGAGGACGACCACAACCAUCCUCGGGAACCCAAAUUCUCCUUCACGCCCAAGCAACAACAACAACAGCAGCAGCAGCAGCAGCAGCAACAGCCAUCUCCUCUCAUGUUCCCGGCCCCCACUUUGGUGGAUUGUCAUUACUAAAAAGAAAGCUUCAAACACUUCUAGUCUCCCCCCAAACUCAUCAAGGCCUAACCCAUCUGUAUUAAUCUUUUACUUCAUUGUUUAAUUGUUUUUAAAUUAUGGAUUCUUUUCAUUCUUUUUAUCAUCGA
Molecule: messenger RNA, 1198 nt
Organism: Vitis riparia (riverbank grape)
Lineage: Eukaryota; Viridiplantae; Streptophyta; Magnoliopsida; Vitales; Vitaceae
Product: zinc finger protein ZAT5
Exons: 1
Coding region: 162-1070 (302 amino acids)
Source: RefSeq, a predicted model, not a curated record